AUGAAGCAGAAGUUAUUUACAAGAAAUGGUGGGAACAUUAAGAAGAUAAAAUUGUUUACCUCGAAGGAAUUGGAAAAAGCCACGGACAAUUAUCAUGGCAAUCGAGUUCUUGGUGAAGGUGGUCAAGGCACUGGGUAUAAAAGGAUGUUGUUGGAAGGAAGAAUUGUAGCUAUUAAAAAGUUCAAGAUAGCGGAUGAAAGUAAAAUUGAAGAAUUCAUUAAUGAGGUUAUAUUACUAUCACAAAUUAGUCACAGAAAUGUAGUUCAACUAGUAGGGUGUUGCUUGGAAACAGAAGUGCCUCUUUUAGUCUAUGAGUUCGUUUCUAAUGGAUAUCUCUUUCAAUAUUUACAUGACCAAAAUGAGGAGUUUCCAUUCACAUGGGAACUACGAUUACUAAUUGCCUUUGAAGUUUCGAGUGUGCUAACCUAUUUGCAUUCAGCUGCUUCCGUACCUAUAUAUCAUCGAGAUAUUAAGUCCAAAAACAUACUUUUAGAUGAAAAAUUUCAAGUAAAAUUGUCGGAUUUUGGAAUUUCAAGAUCUAUUGUAGUUGAUCAAACUCGUUUGACCACUCAAGUAAAAGGGCCCUUUGGGUACCUUGAUCCUGAGUAUUUCUGA
Pistacia vera is the source of this 615-nucleotide messenger RNA. RefSeq names its product wall-associated receptor kinase-like 6. The record is from RefSeq and is a predicted model, not a curated record. Gene Ontology annotation, cellular component: plasma membrane. Gene Ontology annotation, biological process: protein phosphorylation; cell surface receptor signaling pathway. NCBI's taxonomy places the organism in Eukaryota, Viridiplantae, Streptophyta, Magnoliopsida, Sapindales, Anacardiaceae. The transcript has a single exon. Bases 1 to 615 code for a protein of 204 amino acids. Gene Ontology annotation, molecular function: ATP binding; protein serine/threonine kinase activity.